This is a messenger RNA of Colletotrichum graminicola M1.001, 693 nucleotides long. RefSeq lists its product as uncharacterized. The record is from RefSeq and is a predicted model, not a curated record. The transcript has a single exon. Bases 1 to 693 code for a protein of 230 amino acids. Lineage: Eukaryota; Fungi; Ascomycota; Sordariomycetes; Glomerellales; Glomerellaceae.
AUGGGAAGAAGAGUGUAUCCCCGUACCGUUGUGGAAAAGGCCCCGAGCCACGACGGCAUGCCCUGCUUCGCGGCCUGGGAGAUGACGGAAAUGGACCCGGACACUCAGACGCCUCCGGACGCAUCCAACCGACCCAAGUGGUCCAUCCAGCUCUACGACACCACACCCGCAGCCAGCGACCACGAGCACGUCAGAGCUACAGCAAUUAAAGUCGAGGAGUCUACGCGUCAGGCCCGUGACAGGCGUGGGGCAUCUAACCGCGUUGAGGUUCACGGCCUCCCGCUCCCCGCCGGUACGCCCGAGGCCGAGCGCGUGGCGCUGUGCGCGGCACACCAUCGCGCCGAGGUCGCCGCCCGAAACGCCUCCGGGGCGCCCGACUUCUUCAUCCCCCCGACCUUCGACGACGUGUGGGAGCACCGCAUCGUCGUCAUCGAAAAUCCCGACGCCGGAGAGGCGAGCCCCUCUGAGACGGAUGACAAGGACGGCACUUUUCUUGCCGUUUUUUUCAGCAUGAAACCCCAGGCUGCGGCCGAUAGCCCCGGCGGACCUGACUACGAAGUUGUGCGAUUCUCAGGCAAGGAUCUGGGCGACAGGCUGCAGGACUUCACUAGCUCGAUCGCGUGGUUCUACGACUCGUACGUUGGAGACGGUACAAUAUACCACGACCUGGAGAAGUGGCGACGAGAGGCCUAG